UUUCUCUCCAAAUGCUUCCGCUUCUAUCUCUCUUCGUAUAUGCUGCUCUUAGGCUUCAUGCUUGCCUAAUACGUUAAUGCUGUCUUACGUUAAAUUAAUACCUAAUCCUAAUAAUCUUUUCCCCCAUGAGCAUCGACUACUAAUUCGCCUAAUCCUAAUCUCGUCGACCUGAGACGCUCGUCUCAUUCGUCUUUCCUCGCUCCUCCCCGACCUCUACCUCUCUUUACUCGUUAUGUCAUCCUCGGGGUCGCCAAGCCCUGUGUCUACUCCGGUAUUAGAUGUACCAAAAUCCGACACCCCAGAUUGCCCCAGCUUCAGCACAGGCGACACGAAGGUGGAACAACAACGCGAGAUGAACAAGGAAGAUCAGGCCGAACGCGAAGUGACUCGACUGGCACAGCAGCUGACACGCCAAUCGACGCACUACUCGACGUCAACAAGCCUGGAGAACCCGUUUCUUGAUGCAGUGGAGGGCUCAGCGUUGAACCCCCACGGAGACAACUUCAAAGCGCGCGAUUGGAUGAAGAACCUGUUGGCAUUAACUUCCCGGGAUCCUGAGAGAUUUCCUCAGCGAGCGGCGGGUAUUUCGUUUAAGAACAUGAGCGUGCACGGUUAUGGUAGUCCUACAGAUUAUCAGAAGGAUGUGUUCAACUCGGUUCUUCAGAUCGGCCAUCUUUUCCGUCUCGUUACUGGUACCGGAAAGCAGAAGAUUCAGAUCUUGCGCAACUUUGAUGGUCUCGUCAAGAGUGGUGAAAUGCUGGUUGUUUUGGGACGGCCUGGAAGUGGCUGCUCAACCUUGUUGAAGACCAUGGCCGGUGAGAUGAAUGGUAUCUAUAUGGAUGAAUCCUCCCAUUUGAGUUACCAAGGGAUUCCCGCAAAGCAAAUGCGCAACCAAUUCCGUGGUGAAGCCAUUUAUACUGCCGAAACCGAUGUCCAUUUCCCCCAACUUUCUGUUGCCGACACUCUGAAGUUCGCCGCGUUGGCUCGAUGCCCCCGGAACCGUUUACCCGGCGUCUCGAAGGAUCAGUAUGCAGAGCACAUGCGAGAUGUUGUCAUGGCUAUGCUUGGUCUCUCGCACACCAUCAACACUCAAGUCGGAAACGAUUUUGUUCGUGGUGUCAGUGGUGGUGAACGGAAACGUGUUAGUAUCGCUGAGGCAACUCUCAGCGGUAGUCCUAUCCAAUGCUGGGACAAUAGUACCCGUGGAUUGGAUAGUGCCAACGCACUCGAGUUCUGCAAGACCCUGAACCUGAUGACCAAAUAUGCCGGCACUACUGUCGCUGUUGCCAUAUACCAGGCCUCCCAGAGCGCUUACAAUAUCUUCGACAAGGUGACAGUCCUCUAUGAGGGUCGCCAAAUCUACUUUGGCCGCACUGAUGAGGCAAAGUCAUUUUUCACCGACAUGGGUUUUGAAUGCCCUGACCGUCAGACAACUGCCGAUUUUUUGACUUCCCUGACCAGUCCUUCUGAGCGUAUCGUGAAGAAGGGCUAUGAAGGCAGGGUCCCUCAGACGCCCGAUGAGUUCGCUGAGCGCUGGAAGAAUAGCGAGGCGUAUGCCAAAUUGAUGAGGGAAAUUGAUGAAUAUGAGCUCGAGUAUCCGCUGGGAGGCCAAUCGGUGGCCAAGUUUACUGAAGCCCGUAAAGCGAUGCAGGCAAAGAGCCAGAGGAUCAAGUCUCCGUACACCGUGUCCGUAAACGAGCAGAUCCGUCUCUGCAUGAUUCGGGGUUUCCAGCGUUUGAGAGGUGAUGCCAGUUUGACUUUGAGUCAGCUUAUCGGUAACUUCAUCAUGGCCUUGAUUAUUGGAAGUGUCUUCUACGACUUGCAACCCACCACCAACAGUUUUUAUUCUCGUGGAGCACUGCUUUUCUUUGCUGUUUUGCUUAACGCUUUCUCUAGUGCGCUUGAAAUUUUGACUCUGUAUGCCCAACGUCCCAUUGUUGAAAAGCAAGCUCGCUACGCCAUGUACCAUCCGUUUGCCGAAGCCGUGGCCUCGAUGCUGUGCGACAUGCCCUACAAGAUACUCAAUGCGAUCAUUUUCAACAUCACGUUGUACUUUAUGACCAACCUGCGUCGUGAACCCGGUGCUUUCUUCAUCUUCCUGCUCUUCUCGUUCGUUACCACUCUGACCAUGUCAAUGCUUUUCCGUACGAUGGCUGCAUCCUCCAGGACCCUAUCCCAAGCCUUGGUGCCUGCUGCCAUCCUCAUUCUCGGGUUGGUUAUCUACACCGGUUUCACGAUCCCUACAAGGAACAUGCUUGGCUGGUCUCGCUGGAUGAACUACAUUAACCCAAUCGCAUAUGGCUUUGAAAGCUUGAUGGUUAACGAGUUUAACAACCGGCCAUUCAAGUGUCUUCCAUCCGGAAUGGUCCCUACCGACUUGCAAUACACCAAUAUGCCUCUGGAGAACAAAGUCUGCUCCACAGUGGGUGCUGUUGCCGGUUCCGACAUUGUCCAAGGAACCGACUACCUUAACCAGAGUUUCCAGUACUAUGCUUCCCACAAGUGGAGGAACUUGGGUAUCAUGUUCGGUUUCAUGAUCUUCUUCAUGGCAACCUACCUUAUCGCCAGCGAGUUCAUUUCCGAGGCCAAGUCUAAGGGUGAAGUGCUUCUCUUCCGCCGUGGACACGCUCCCCGUCACCAAAGCGAUGACAUCGAAAAUACCUCCUAUGCAAUCUCUGGAGAAAAGACAGACGAGGCUAGCGGAAAGGAGGUCACUGCAGGUAUCCAGAGACAAGAAGCGAUCUUCCACUGGCAGGACGUAUGCUACGACAUCAAGAUCAAAAGUGAACCGCGCCGAAUUCUCGAUCACGUUGAUGGCUGGGUCAAGCCGGGUACUUGCACUGCGCUGAUGGGUGUUUCCGGUGCCGGUAAAACGACGCUUCUGGAUGUGCUCGCUACUCGCGUAACUAUGGGUGUUGUUACUGGUGAGAUGUUGGUUGACGGCCGUCCCCGAGACCAGUCUUUCCAGCGGAAGACUGGUUACGUGCAGCAACAAGAUCUCCAUCUUCACACCACGACUGUGCGUGAAGCUUUGCGCUUCAGUGCCGUUCUCCGCCAGCCCGCCCAUGUCAGUAACCAGGAAAAGCUCGACUAUGUUGAGGAGGUGAUCAAGCUCCUUGGGAUGGAUUCGUAUGCGGAUGCCGUUGUUGGUGUCCCUGGUGAAGGUCUCAACGUCGAGCAGCGGAAGCGUCUUACUAUCGGUGUUGAGCUGGCAGCUAAGCCCCAGCUUCUUCUGUUCCUUGACGAGCCUACUUCUGGUCUUGACAGUCAGACUUCUUGGUCCAUUCUCGAUCUCAUUGACACUCUCACCCAGCACGGACAGGCUAUUCUCUGUACUAUCCACCAGCCGUCGGCCAUGCUCUUCCAGCGUUUCGAUCGCUUGUUGUUCCUCGCCAAGGGUGGUAAGACUGUCUACUUCGGUGAUAUCGGAGAAGAGUCCUCUACUCUUUCCAGCUACUUUGAGCGAAACGGUGCCCCGAAGCUGCCUCCUGGCGCGAACCCUGCUGAAUGGAUGCUUGAAGUCAUUGGUGCUGCUCCCGGAUCUCACAGCGAAAUCGACUGGCCGGCUGUUUGGCGCGAUAGCCCUGAACACCAGGGAGUGCUCGACCACUUGGCUGAAUUGAAAACGACUCUCCCGCAGAAAUCUGUUGAGUCGCCCAAUGCCGAUCCCACCAGUUAUAACGAAUUUGCCGCUUCCUUCCCCGUGCAGCUCUGGGAAUGCCUCGUCCGUGUCUUUUCGCAAUACUGGCGCAGCCCGGUGUACAUCUACUCCAAAGCAUGCCUGUCUAUCCUCACGUCCUUGUACAUCGGUUUCUCGUUCUUCCAAGCAGAGAACACCCAACAGGGUCUCCAGAACCAAAUGUUCAGUGUUUUCAUGCUCCUCACCAUCUUCACCAACCUGGUCCAGCAAAUCCUCCCCAACUUCUGCACUCAGCGCUCUCUCUACGAAGUCCGCGAGCGCCCCUCAAAAACCUACUCCUGGCAAUCCUUCAUGACCGCCAACAUCCUCGUCGAAAUCCCCUGGAACACCCUCAUGGCCGUCAUCAUCUUCGUCUGCUGGUAUUAUCCAAUCGGCCUGUACCGCAAUGCAGAGCCCAACAACGCCGUCCAUGAACGCGGUGCCCUCAUGUUCCUCCUCGUCUGGAGCUUCCUCCUCUUCACUUCGACCUUCGCACACAUGAUCAUUGCCGGUAUCGAACUCCCAGAGACGGGAAGCAACCUCGCCAACCUCCUCUUCUCCCUCUGCCUCAUCUUCUGUGGUGUCCUCGCCACUCAGGAUCAACUCCCCGGCUUCUGGAUCUUCAUGUACCGCGUCUCCCCAUUCACAUACCUCGUCUCCGCAAUGUUGUCCACCGGUGUAUCCGGCAGCAAUGCUGUCUGUGAGAAAGUCGAGUUCCUAAACUUCGACCCGCCCUCGAACAUGACCUGCCAGUCCUACAUGCAGGACUACAUCAAGAAAUAUGGCGGUUAUCUGCAGAACAUGGAUGCCACGAGUAACUGCAACUUCUGCAGCAUCGACAAGACGGAUAGCUUCUUGGCCAAGAUCCAUGCAUCUUACGGCGAUGCGUGGAGGAAUUUUGGAUUCAUGUGGGUGUACAUUGCGUUCAACAUCGCUGCCGCGGUUUUUAUCUACUGGCUCGCGCGUGUGCCCAAGGGGAAGAAGGGUACUGCUUAAGCUGAGUCAUCCCAAAGGAAAAAAAAAAAAAAAAAAAAACCAAGAAAAAGGAAUUGUCUUGUAUGAUGAAUAAUGGUGUUUAUGGUGUUUCCUUUGUUAUACAAAGAUUUAUGGUUUAUGUUUUCUUUAUUUUGUCAUAUGUCUCUUUGGGCGGAUUUCUAUAGCGUAUACAUGUUUGGUUAGAUAAUAUUUAUAUUCUACCUGGGGUUGAAAUGGCUUUGCCUUUAUACUCACUCCCUUUUCUUUUGUUGGAUCUAGCGGAGUUGAAUUAUCUUUCAUUUCAACCAUUGUACUUGAGGAUUUAAAUAACAAUUGACAACAGAUAAUAAUACCAAUCCCCAAUCCUUCUGGGACAGUGGAAUAGAGCACUU
Aspergillus ruber CBS 135680 is the source of this 5046-nucleotide messenger RNA. Its product is annotated as pleiotropic drug resistance family ABC transporter. The record is from RefSeq and is a predicted model, not a curated record. The transcript has 4 exons. Gene Ontology annotation, molecular function: ABC-type transporter activity; ATP binding; ATP hydrolysis activity. NCBI's taxonomy places the organism in Eukaryota, Fungi, Ascomycota, Eurotiomycetes, Eurotiales, Aspergillaceae. The coding region runs from base 233 to 4675 and encodes 1480 amino acids. Gene Ontology annotation, cellular component: membrane. Gene Ontology annotation, biological process: transmembrane transport.